GUAGCGUUGUAUUGUAAACACAGUGUGUUCCUCAGUAGGCUAUAACUCCAACACGUAAAAAGUGAAACCCUGCAAAACCAAAAGGGAAUUCUAGUUUGAUAGUGUGGAGUUGAAAGAAGACUGGCGCACACAAUAUAUUUCACAUCGUUGACCAGAUAUGCUUUAUGAAUAUGCACGUGCAAAUCCGACUAUAAGAUUCGCGUGCGACGUCAGAGAAAUGCCUGCGAUCAAGUAGAUGGACAGCGCGCGGCGCUCCGCACGUGAGACCGGACAGCUGACAGGUGACGAUCAAGCGCAACUUUCCGGGGCUGCAUUCUCGGCUGCUCAGGUCUGUUCUGGGAUCAGUGCUUAUUUCCGCUUCCCCUCUUCCGCGGCAGCUGUGUGGAGGUAACACUGAUCCCAGGAGCGAGCAGACCUCCGUGCCGUUGAUGUGUUCUCCCGGAAGCCCCUCAUUGGUCCAGCCCGGCUCCCUCCCCGCGCACUGAAGGUCAUGAGCUCCGAGCGAGGGACCGCGGCCGAGCUGGACCCCGAGCACCACGCCGAGCUGGAGGACAUGGUGUCGGCCAUGACGGUGUCAGGCGACAGGGGGAGCCAGCUCAACGGCCGCAAGGCCAACGGGGUGAAGAACGGGACGUCCCAGCGGCUCCGCCUCACCGACAGGAAGCUGUCCCUGCAGGAGCGCGGGACCUACCAGGGAGCCGGCGGAGCCGUCACCGCCAGAGUGGCCCGCAGGCCCACCAUCGAGUCCAAACGCGUGUCCAUCUCCGACGCCCAGGACUGUAUCCAGCUGAACCAAUACAAACUGAAGAGUGAAAUCGGAAAGGGUUCAUACGGGGUGGUGAAACUGGCUUACAAUGAAGACGACGACAAGUAUUACGCCAUGAAAGUAGUUUCCAAGAAGAGGAUGAUGAAGCAGUAUGGCUUCCCACGUCGGCCCCCACCCAGAGGAUCCCAGCUGAACCAGGGGGACCAAUCAAAGGUCAUGGGUCCUCUGGACAGGGUCUACCAAGAGAUCGCCAUCCUCAAGAAACUGGACCACCUGAACAUCGUUAAACUGGUGGAGGUUCUCGAUGAUCCUGCUGACGAAAACCUUCAUAUGGCGUUUGAGUUAAUGCAGAAAGGCCCGGUGAUGGAGGUGCCCACUGACAACCCCUUCACUGAGGAGCAGGCCCGCUUCUACUUCAGGGACAUCGUGCUGGGCAUCGAAUACUUGCACUAUCAGAAGAUCAUCCAUCGCGACAUCAAACCCUCGAACCUGCUCCUGGGUGACGAUGGCCAUGUCAAGAUAGCGGACUUUGGGGUCAGUAACGUGUUCGAGGGGAACGAUGCGCUCCUGUCCAGCACGGCUGGGACGCCUGCCUUCAUGGCCCCUGAGACCCUGUCUGACGAUUGCCAGAAUUUCAGUGGGAAGGCUCUGGAUGUAUGGGCGAUGGGAGUCACCCUGUACUGUUUCGUGUUUGGGAAGUGCCCUUUCAUAGACGAGUACAUCCUGGCCCUGCACAAUAAGAUCAGGAGCAAGCCCGUGGAGUUCCCUGAGACACCAGCCAUCAGUGAAGGCCUGAAGGACCUCAUUCUGAGGAUGCUGGAGAAAGACCCAGAGCUGAGGAUCUCCAUACCUGAAAUCAAGGUACACCCGUGGGUGACCGAGGACGGCUCCAACCCCCUGCCUCUGGAGGAGGAGCACUGCACCGUGGUGGAGGUGACGGAGGAGGAGGUGCAGAAUUCGGUUAAGCUGGUCCCCAGCCUGUCUGCUGUGAUCCUGGUGAAGUCCAUGCUGAGGAAGCGCUCCUUUGGCAAUCCCUUCGAGUGUCCUGGCAAGACGGAGAGGUCCAUGUCUGCCCCAGGAAAUCUGCUUAUGGACACGUGGCUUUUCCGCUCCUCGCUGAGGAAGAGCAGCAGUGGAGAGGGGAGCAAGGAGGGGGAGCUGGAGGACCUGCAGGAAGACGAGCCCUCGUCCUGAAGGGAGCAGCGGCCCCCACCUUCAUGUUCCAGGCUCUGUCUCCUCUUACCCUGUCCCUCACCGACCCCUCAAGGUCACCCAUUACUCAACCUCACCUCUGGCCCUGUUUCUCCAGAGGAGAGCUUUUUGUCCAGAGAAACAGUGAAUAUUCCACUGAAGUGGUUUGCUUAUGUAUGGAGAAUGAUGGUAAUUAUUAUGGUAUUUUGCAUGCUGGUGUUGGUCUCUCCACCUGCUACUGUACAUGUCCCACUUUUUGCAGCCUUAUUCUUGGCACACUAAAUCCAGCAAUCUUAUCUUCCCCAAAUUUCAUUGGCUAAAAAUGCCUCUCCCCCUCCAUCUCAGCCUCUGUAUGGUGAGCUCUCUGGUUUGAAAAUGGCGGCCGUUCCUCACCCAGGUGAGUGUUUGACAUUGGUGGCGGUGGAGGUGUGUCUGCGCCCAUCACUGCAAAGGACUUUGAAAGCUUCUCGUUAAGGAUUACACGCACUAUAUAAAUGCAUUCUGCAUCAUUAGCAUUAUUCAGGUCUGGAAUGUAACGCACCCAGAUUCAGAAGGUUAAUUGUUGUUAAAGAAUAUUGCAGACAUAUUCCAGAAUAUCUCAGAGUAUUCCAAUUCUUUGUUGUUGUUAAAGAAUAUUCCACUCUGGAGUGGAUCUGAUACUGAAAACUGGAGCCUGUGCAAAACAAAUGCCGCAUUUCUGAAGGCCAGAUGACCUAAUGCAACCUGAAGAUGGGUCCUACCUGACAAGUAGUUGCAAUUUAGAUAUCCCCACUGAAUUAGAGACGGCACAGGAGGGGAUUUCAGCAAGGGUUAAGGGGAAAACAGCUGGCCAAAGUGUCAUGGCUGAGGGGAAAUAUUUCACUAUUAUGGAGUCCAUGCACUGGGGAUUAAUUACUUGGAUGGAUGUGCAUGUGUUAAAAUCUAUUAUCAUAAACUUUAUGUGCAGAAAGACUGUAUAAAUGAGAAACUGGUUGCUGCUUGAUUGAUUUGUCUGUCUCUGAAAGCCAUGGCUUUUCUGAGAACAGAAGGCUGUCUGCUGUUUAAAUGUGAUAGCGCUUCAAUCAAAACACAAUCAAACGGAAGAGUGAUCAGAGUGCUGUCACUUGCGUUGGAGCAGUGAUAUUGUUUGUCAGCAGAUUGAGGCCAGACCUCCAAAGAGAUUAUCAUCACAGCUAAUUGCCAGUGAUUGCAUACUGUGCCAAAAAAUUGAAAGCAUGCAGACAGAAAAAGCAUGUACAUCUUUAUAGUAUGAGGAGUUAGAAGUGGAGCUGUUGAAAUUUUGUAAUUGAGCUGAAUGAAAAAGGUCAUUUGGACUGUGUUUCCUGUGACCUGGAUAAAGGAUAUCUUUGAUGCAUGUUCUUUAUCUUGUCCUGCCAGUCUAAAAUGGAAAGUCAUAAGAUUCUGUUUUUGUUUGGGGUUUGGGUGGUGAGGGGGGGCUGUGGUGGUUUUUCACUAUGUACUGGUAAAUUACUAACUGUGGUAAUGAGUAAAACUUUGUAGUCAGUGGUAUAUUUCAUGCAUGAAAGGAACUGAAGAUGCAGUCUGAAACUUUAAUGGACAUGGACUCAAACACACACACACACACACACACACACACACACACACGCACACACACACACACCAUGAAAUUGGCAAUGUCCCAUACAGAAAAUUUUCAGGGUAUUUUCUAUUCUUACAUUACAUAAUACUUGGCAUCCAUAUGUGUAACCUAAUUUGGGUUAUUAAGACUGAAUGAUGUUCUGUGUAAAUGGAAAUUUAAAUACCUCUUUAUUUUAAACCCAAUACUCAAGACAGAAAGAGAAAACCUAAAUAUUUCAUUAACUAAGUAUGCUAAAAAGGUGAAACAUUUACUGGUGCCAUAAUUUUAUAUAUCCUGGCUAAAUGGUGGAAAAUGAUGGAAAAGACAAUGUUUCAGUUUUCCAUUUUCCUUGAAAAGGAAGAGAACAGUGUAUCAUUGUGCUGUUGAUGCUGCUGUUUGGCCCUAGACUAUUUUGGAAGCCUUGCUGGUUUAACCUCAUACUAAUGGGUGUGCUUCUUCUAAAGGUAAUGAUCAGGAUGGGGUUACUGAUGCCACAGCUCAAAAAUACAGUAUGCUCUGUUGUUUCCCAACAAAAAACACCAGAUGGUGUUUUCUCAUUUACUUGUCUCAUCUUUACAAGCAUCUGCUCACUGUUUCUUUUGGAGUGAACCCACAGAAAAAUCUCUGCUUCUCGUAUUCCCAUUCAUUUCACGAGCCCUUGAUCUGUAUGGAGAAGUGGUUGCUCAUGCCACAAAACAAACAUUGUGCUGGUCUGGAGACAUAGUGUGUCUAUGUAGGUAUGCUGUCUGCCUUCAGUGCAGGCCUGAAAACUGCACCCCCCUCCCCAAAUAUCUUUCAUAGCAGCACAAAGCACAUCACCUUGGAGUCUCGAAAUAGUGCCCUGUGUGACUUUACCAUUUAUCAGGA
Megalops cyprinoides (Indo-Pacific tarpon) is the source of this 4403-nucleotide messenger RNA. RefSeq names its product calcium/calmodulin-dependent protein kinase kinase 1-like. Gene Ontology annotation, cellular component: cytoplasm. The transcript has 17 exons. Bases 491 to 1960 code for a protein of 489 amino acids. NCBI's taxonomy places the organism in Eukaryota, Metazoa, Chordata, Actinopteri, Elopiformes, Megalopidae. The record is from RefSeq and is a predicted model, not a curated record. Gene Ontology annotation, biological process: protein phosphorylation; intracellular signal transduction; positive regulation of protein kinase activity. Gene Ontology annotation, molecular function: calmodulin binding; ATP binding; calcium/calmodulin-dependent protein kinase activity.